Molecule: messenger RNA, 1308 nt
Organism: Zygosaccharomyces rouxii
Lineage: Eukaryota; Fungi; Ascomycota; Saccharomycetes; Saccharomycetales; Saccharomycetaceae
Gene: ADA2
Product: chromatin-binding transcription regulator ADA2
Exons: 1
Coding region: 1-1308 (435 amino acids)
Biological process (GO): chromatin remodeling; regulation of transcription by RNA polymerase II
Cellular component (GO): nucleus; SAGA-type complex
Molecular function (GO): chromatin binding; transcription coactivator activity; zinc ion binding
Source: RefSeq, a predicted model, not a curated record
AUGUCCAAUAAGUUUCACUGCGAUGUGUGCUCAGCGGAUUGUACUGAUAGGGUGAGAAUCUCUUGUGCAGAAUGUCCAGAAUACGAUUUAUGCGUAUUGUGCUUCUCAAAGGGGUUAUAUAAUGGCAAUCAUAGACCAUAUCACGAUUAUAGAAUCAUUGAAACAAACUCAUAUCCAAUUCUGUGUAAUGAUUGGGGAGCAGAUGAAGAAUUAGCAUUGAUUAAAGGAGGUCAGAGUUAUGGUUUAGGUAAUUGGCAAGAUAUUGCGGAUAACAUUGGUAGCAGAGAAAAAGAAGAAGUAGCGGAUCAUUAUAUGAAAUAUUAUCUAUGCAGCCCGUAUUACCCAAUACCUGAUAUUACAAAGGAGAUAAGUGUACCACAAGAUGAAUUUUUAGAGGGUAGAAAGAAAAGAAUUGAAAGAUUUAGAGAACGGACAUUACAACCACCUGGUAAACCAGUAGCCUCGGUACCAAGUUGUCAUGAAGUGCAAGGUUUUAUGCCAGGGAGACUAGAAUUUGAAGUUGAAUUCGAAAAUGAAGCCGAGGGUCCAGUUAAAGAUAUGGUUUUUGAGCCUGACGAUCAAGCAUUAGAAAUUGAAUUAAAAUUGACGAUUUUGGAUAUUUAUAACUCGAGAUUGACAUCCAGAGGUGAAAAGAAGAGAGUUUUAUUUGAAAACAAUUUAAUGGAUUAUAGACGUGUACAAAGCAUUGAUAAAAAAAGGUCAAAAGAUGCAAAGGAAUUGUACAAUAAAAUAAAGGCAUACGCGACGAUCAUGACAUCACAAGAUUUUGAAGAAUUUAGUAAAGAUAUUUUAGAGGAAUUACGUUGCAGAUCCAGAAUAGCACAACUACAAGAUUGGAGAAGUAAUGGAUUAACUAGUAUAGAAGCGGGAAUGAAAUAUGAGCGUGAUAAACAGUUGAGAAUUGCCGCUCUGGAGCGGUUUGGUACUUCGAGUUACAUGUCAGCUGGAGUAAAUAAUAAUGGAAGGUAUAGAGCCUCGUCUGCACAUAGAAUGAGUGCAGAUUAUUCACAAAAUUAUAGUGAAGCUGCAGGGCGUAAAAAGAAUAUGACAAUUAGUGAUAUUCAACAUGGUUCCGAUUUUAAUCUGUUGUCACCAGGCGAACAACAGUUGUGCAUACAGUUAAAAAUGCUUCCCAAACCAUAUUUGGCAAUUAAAGAAUUAAUGUUUAGAGAACUUCUACGAGCUGGCGGUUACCUGAAAAAGAAAACUUGUCGAGAUUUACUAGAUAUCGAACCAGUAAAGGCAAAUAAAAUUUAUGAUUUCUUUCAAUCUCAAAACUGGGUUUAA